AUGUUAUCGGCCGCAAGACGUGAUAGUCAUCCUGGGUUAAAUGAAUUGGAUUUGGGGGUCAAGACGACUGUAAUUGAUUUCGCUCGGUCACGCGUCCUCAAUGCGCGCAGUGACCAAGGUAGUUUGCAAGAUGUCCUGGGAAAGAACGAGGCCUCCAUCGCCAUGAUUAGUGAUGCUGACCAUGAGCUCAUUAUCAGCCUCGUCUUCAAAGACCCCACGACCAUUACCAACGUAACGCACCUAGCGGACCCCCCAACUAGCGGACCCCCCAACUAG
This is a messenger RNA of Gregarina niphandrodes, 276 nucleotides long. Its product is annotated as PITH domain protein. The record is from RefSeq and is a predicted model, not a curated record. Bases 1 to 276 code for a protein of 91 amino acids. The transcript has a single exon. Lineage: Eukaryota; Apicomplexa; Conoidasida; Eugregarinorida; Gregarinidae.